Molecule: messenger RNA, 885 nt
Organism: Debaryomyces hansenii CBS767
Lineage: Eukaryota; Fungi; Ascomycota; Pichiomycetes; Serinales; Debaryomycetaceae
Exons: 1
Coding region: 1-885 (294 amino acids)
Molecular function (GO): zinc ion binding; nucleic acid binding
Source: RefSeq, a predicted model, not a curated record
AUGUUAAUCAGAAGCCCGGGUUAUAUGGCUGAACUUGAUGCCCACAUGAAAGCUGAAAAGGAGUCAACAAAGAUUGAAAAUGAAUUAAGAGAAAAGGCUGAGGCAAGACAGCUUAUUGGAAAAGAAGCUAUUCAUAGAGAAACACAUACAUUUCUCAUGCAUGCUACAAUUGGUCCAUAUUCAGGUAGUAAAAAUCCCAGCAGGAUAAAAUACUUUAUCAGUGAAAUACUUCGUAUUUCAGAACGUUUCAGCCUAAAUGAUACACAAUUAAUUACUUUAAGUGGUAGGAACAUGACAGGAAGAGCCGAGGAAUGGUUUCAUGCUUAUAGGUGUUCUGCAAAAUGUAGGGAUGAAACUUUUCAGCAGUUCACUCAUCAUCUUAUACAUCAUUUUGCAGGAGCCAAUGACAAGCAACAACAAGUCGAGGAUAUUGUAAAUUUGAAGCAGAAUAAUAGAGUAAUCGAAUAUAGUAGUCAUUUUGAAUCUUUUCUACAAAAAUUACCGAAAGACUUUUUUACAGAAGAACAAAAAGUGAUAUUUUACAUUUCUGGCCUAAAGCCUAAAAUCAAAAUUGAGGUGCAACAUGAACAUCCACUUACAUUGAUUGAAGCCAUUGAAAUAAGUCAAGUAUAUGAAAACAUAAUAAAGGUUGGUAGUUUCGGAAAUAAUCAAGUCAAGAAGACUGUUGAAUUAGAUCCACAAAGGAAAGUUGAAUGUCGUAAAUACUCAGAUCAAAAUGAAAGAACAGGUCAUGAUGAAAUGAAAAUCGGUUCUGUAAACAUUGAAUACCAGGGAAACAAGAAGUAUAUAUGUUACAACUGUUCAAAAGAAGGGCAUUUUGCAUCCCAGUGUCUUGAAAGCGCAUUGACUCAAAAUGUGAAGUAG